Molecule: messenger RNA, 524 nt
Organism: Cataglyphis hispanica
Lineage: Eukaryota; Metazoa; Arthropoda; Insecta; Hymenoptera; Formicidae
Gene: RpS26
Product: 40S ribosomal protein S26-like
Exons: 3
Coding region: 132-476 (114 amino acids)
Biological process (GO): translation
Cellular component (GO): ribosome; cytosolic small ribosomal subunit
Molecular function (GO): mRNA binding; structural constituent of ribosome
Source: RefSeq, a predicted model, not a curated record
GUAGGUUUCCGGUUUUGAACCUCUCUUUCUAUGUAGUUCUCGAUACGCAACGUGGUGUUUUUACCAUUAGUGGACAGAAAUUGACGGAAAAUUGAAAAGAAAAAAAGCAGGAAGAAAAUUUGCUCUACAAAAUGACUUGCAAACGUAGGAAUGGUGGACGUGCCAAGCAUGGCCGUGGUCAUGUCAAUCCAGUUCGCUGUACCAACUGUGCUCGUUGCGUCCCUAAGGACAAAGCAAUUAAAAAAUUUGUAAUCAGAAAUAUCGUCGAAGCUGCUGCUGUUAGAGAUAUAACAGAGGCCAGCUUUUACCAGUCCUAUCAGUUGCCGAAGUUAUAUGCCAAGCUUCACUAUUGUGUCUCUUGUGCCAUUCACUCUAAAGUAGUACGCAACAGGUCAAAGGCUGAUCGUCGUAUCAGAACACCUCCCGUUCGCAAUUUUCCUAGGGAUUUGCGUCAAGGCCAACAGAACAGGAAAUAAUUUUAUUAUGUAAAAUUGAAACUGCAAUAAAAAUUCAUAAAACUAUAA